This is a messenger RNA of Phasianus colchicus (ring-necked pheasant), 593 nucleotides long. The record is from RefSeq and is a predicted model, not a curated record. Lineage: Eukaryota; Metazoa; Chordata; Aves; Galliformes; Phasianidae.
GCCGCAGCUCUCCUCAACCCGGAAGUUCCGGCCUUCCUCUUCCGGCGCGCCCACGUCCCUAGCGACGGCGGACACUUCCGCAUGGCAACCAUGGAGGAUGCUGUCGUUUUUAAAGUAUCUUUCACGUUCCCAAACAAAGAAAAGUAUGAAGGGGAAUGCAAAAAGACACCCGAGGGUUUGUUGCAGAGGAAUGGGCUCGGAGUUCAUACCAGUGCCAACGGAAUGAUGUACAUUGGUAGCUGGUUAAAUGACAAGAUGAAUGGUACUGGAAGGCUAGAACAUCCUUCUGGGGCUGUUUAUGAAGGCGAGUUCAAAGACAACAUGUAUCACGGGGCAGGAACCUACACAUUUCCAAAUGGAGCAAAGUACAUUGGACCAUUCAAUGAAAACAAGAUGGAAGGUGAAGGAGACUUCAUAGAUGAAAAUGGAGUGGUGUGGACUGGCACAUUCAAUGGCACCAAAGCAGCAGGACUGAAGCAUAAGCUGAAAAUGUAGCUAUUUGACACUGUCAAAAGCAACCCCAUUUGAUCUCACUCUAGGUUCAAUAGCUGUCAUUCAUUUCUUCAUGUAUUCAUUAAAAAUAAUGCCUUAGG